Messenger RNA from Populus euphratica (Euphrates poplar), 1536 nucleotides. RefSeq names its product 7-deoxyloganetin glucosyltransferase-like. Lineage: Eukaryota; Viridiplantae; Streptophyta; Magnoliopsida; Malpighiales; Salicaceae. Bases 1 to 1440 code for a protein of 479 amino acids. The transcript is spliced from 2 exons. Gene Ontology annotation, molecular function: quercetin 3-O-glucosyltransferase activity; quercetin 7-O-glucosyltransferase activity. The record is from RefSeq and is a predicted model, not a curated record.
AUGGCUGAAGUUAUCAAGCUUCAUGUGGUGUGUAUCCCAUUCCCAUUGCAAGGGCACAUAAACCCUAUGCUCAAAAUAGCAAAGCUCCUUCACCAUAAAGGUUUUCAUGUAACCUUUGUCAACACAGAAUUUAACCAUAAAGGAAUACUUGAUGCCAGAGGCCCUAAUGCCCUCGAUGGUCUGCCUGACUUCUGUUUUGAGACUUUACCAAUCGAGCACCCUCCUUCAAAUUCCCACAUAAGUGCCACCCUAAACCUUCUUGCCCUUCGACAGGCAUGUGGAAAGAGCCUUUUGUGUCCCUUGAGAGACCUCAUUGCUAGACUCAAUGACACUGCUGCAAAUCCUCCUGUGACAUGCAUGGUGUCUGAUGCUAUGUUGACGUACACUCAGGAACUCACUGAAGAACUUGAAAUGCCGAAUGUGUUUGUUUGGCAUAUGGCUGCGACUGGGGUUGUGAGCUUUGCACAUUUUCGUGAUCAAAUGAAGCAACUGGUCACUCUUCUCAAAGAACCAAGCCAAAAAACUGAUGACAUGUUGGACAAAAAGUUGGAAUGGAUUCCAGGAACGAAAAGAGCACGAAUGAGAGAUCUUCUUAGUGUCCUCCGAGUUCAAGAUCGAAAUGGAUACAUGGAAGAUAGUAGCGAGGGCGAUAUGGAAAGAGUUUCCAAGGCAUCGGCAGUUAUUUUCAAUACCUAUGAUAGCUUGGAGGGUGAAGAGUUGAACAGCCUCUCGUCUGUUUUUGGUCGAGUUUAUAGCAUUGGUCCUACUCAAAUGCUUUUGAAUCACAUCUCUGAUGAUUUUUAUGAGUCUGUUGAUGGAAAUCUAUGGAAUGCUGAGCCUGAAUGCCUUAAAUGGCUUGAUUCGAAGGAGCCGGGUUCGGUGAUUUAUGUAAGUUUUGGUAGCUCGACAAUAACAACAGCAGAGGAGCUAGUUCAGCUUGCUUGGGGACUUGCUGAUAGCAAGCACAACUUCUUGUGGAUAAUUAGGCCAGAUUUGAUUAAAGGAGACUCGACAAUUCUACCACAGGAAUUUCUUUUCGAAACUAAAGAGAGAGGUUUUGUAGCAAGUUGGUGCCCACAAGAGCAAGUCCUUAACCAUCCGUCAAUAGGAGGAUUCCUAACACAUUGUGGGUGGAACUCAAUGAUAGAAAGCAUAUCUGCCGGGGUGCCGAUGAUUUGUUGGCCAUUCUUUGGGGACCAAUUUGCAAACUCAAGAAAGAGUUGCAACGAAUGGGGAAUUGGCUUGGAGCUGAGAGAUGGAUUCAAAAGAGAAGAAGUGGAGAACAUUGUUAACGAGAUACUGACAGGUGAAAAGGGUAAGAAAGUGAAGAAAAAGGUCUUGGAAUGGAAGAAAAUGGCAGAAGAGGCCACAAGUUUUGAUGGUUCAUCUUCUUUAAACUUGAACAAUUUGGUCAAUGAAGUUCUGCUAUCGAAAAGUUGAUUUUCAAGUUUUUGUUAGUUUACUAUUUCAAGUGUUUUAAUAGUUUCUCACAAUGCACACUGUGAGAAUUAUUAAAGAAUAAAAUUGAAGAAUUUU